AUGGCGUCAUCUAAGCCCGUCACCAUUCCCGAGUGGAUGACGAACGAGUUCUUUCGGGAUGCUGUGGCCAAAAAGUUUGACGUGCCCGAAACGGCGCUCACCGUCGACGAGCUGGACGUACGUCCGGCGACGGAAUCCGGAGACAAUUUCGUGUCGGUCAUGUACCGGGUUCGCGUUACCGUCCGUUUGACUUCAACAGUGGAACCGACGAAGCAACACCGUACCGCGUCGCUCAUCGUGAAAGCGCUUCCCAGUAUGGGACUGUCGGAGGAAAUGAUCAUGUCGAUGAAUGUGUUUCCCAAGGAGACGGCCAUGUACACCGAGAUGCUGCCGGCGUUCGAGCGGCUGUACCGGGAGCGUGGCGUGGAGGUUGCCUUCGGUCCGCGCUGUCUGAAGCACUGCACCGACCCGACGGACAUUAUCGUGAUGGAAGACCUGCAGGAUCGCGACUUUCGCAUGGCCAACCGGCGCGAUGGGCUCGACCUGGAGCACUGCCAGACCCUGCUGAGACGGUUAGCUCAGUUCCAUGCGGCUUCGGCGGUGCUGCACGAGAAGAAUGGACCGUUCGACGACAAGUUCAAGGACGGAAUGUACGCCGAGAAGAAUCGCAAAAUGUUCGAACAAUUUCAAGAGAUGCACGAUGUGUUCAUGUACGAAACGAUGUGCAAUUGGCCAGGAAAGGGCAAGUUUUAUGCGGAACUGAUGAGACACUGGGGGAUGGACAUGUUCGACGCACUGCUACGUAUCGCCAAACCCGAUCCUAACAAAUUCAAUGUCUUGAACCAUGGAGACAUGUGGUGCAAUAACAUGAUGUUCCAGUACACCGACGAUAAAAAGAUCCGGGAAAUCACCCUCGUUGACUUCCAGAUGAGCAUGUGGUGCUCGCCAGUAAUUGACCUUAACUAUUUCCUAUUCUCGUCGGUGCGCGCCGAUUUGAAGCUGCGCGAGCUAGACUACUUGAUUAGCUACUACCAUCGUCAUCUGAGCGACAGCCUGACGCUGCUCGGCUUUGGCGGCGUGCGCCCGACGCUGCAGGAACUCCACUCGGACUUCAUCGACCGGCAGUUGUACGGGCUGUCGACGGCGUUUUCCAUACUGCCCAUCUGCCUGAUGGAGAAAACCGAGGACGCGUCCAUCGAUCUGAUGCUCGAUCAGGGCGACGCCGGGACGGCGUUCAAGAAGAAAAUGUACAACAAUCCGACGUUCGUCGAGCAGAUGGGAGUACUGAUGGAGCACUUCCACGAUACGGGCGCGUUCGAUAUUACCGGCCUUGGGGUGCAGCGUCCGGCGGAGAUCGAGUGCGUUGGCAAGCUGGACCUGCCACUGUGGCUCGAUCGAAGGUUUUUCGAGGACGUCGUGCAGUCCAAACUGGGAGCGUGUGCGGCCAACGAGCGUACGAUUCGCGGCGUCCGGUUGGAGCUGGCCACGAAAAAGGGAGACAAUUAUGCGUCGGUGCUUUACCGUGCCAGAGUGGAGGUGCAAAACCGUCGCACGGGCGUCAUCGAAAACUUCUCGACCGUCGUCAAGGCACCACCGAAGGGUGCGUUGGCGCAGCAUAUGUCCUACCUUCAGUACUCGGUGCGCGAGGUUCAGAUGUACAAGCUGUACCUGCCAGCGUUCGAGCAGCUCUACCGGGAACGGGGAGUUGAAGUGCACUUCGGUCCGCGGUGCUUUAAGGUGUGCGAAAAACUCCCGGCCGAUGUGCUGGUGUUGGACGACCUGACCUACGAAGACGGUAGCCGUAUGGCGGAUCGCCGCGCGGGACUAGACCAGAGCCAUACCGAGCUUGCACUGGAGCUGUUGGCGCAAUACCAUGCCGCGUCCGCGGUUUAUGUGGAGCAGGGCAACACCCUGUCGGAAGAGUUCGUCGCACCGAAAGUGAUCGAAAACAUGGACCGAAUGGGCAAGGAACUGUUCCAGCCGAUGCUGGACAACCUGAUCGGUUACAUGGCGGAAUGGGACUGGGCAGCGGAGUACCAUGCCGAUCUGCAGGCACUAGCCAAAGAUGUAUUCAGUGUGCUGGUCAAGAUCAUCAGUCCACGGGAAGGUCGGUUCUGUGUGCUCAACCAUGGCGAUCUGUGGGUCAACAACAUGUUGUUCAGCUAUGGCACUGGUUCGAACGCAAACCGUGCGACCGGCGUCACCCUGGUCGAUUUCCAGAUGUGCUGCUGGGCCUCACCGGUGAUCGAUCUGCACAGCUUUCUAUUCACCUCCGUGUGUCCGGAGCUGAGGCUGGCGAAGCUGAACUACUUCGUGCGCUACUACCAGGAGAAGCUGGUGGACAAUCUCUUGCUGCUCGGCUACCGGCGCCCCUUACCGACGUUGCAGCAGCUUCAUGUAGAUUUCAACGAUGCUCUUCUGUACGGGUUAACGAUAGUGUUGGUCGGGCUACCAUUCCUAUUAGUUCCGGAUGCGGUUGAUGCAUCGCAUGAUACGGACAUCGGCAGCAACACCGAAGCGGGGCAACGAUUUCAAAAGCUUCUUUUAGAUAACGAUGACUUGAGGGAGCAACUAAAGAUGCUGCUUCCCUUCUUCCGCAAUCGUGGCAUUCUUCACCACAAGAGUACCUGAGGAGGGGUAGGAGUUCCUCCCUCCUCGACAUGACGACAUAUAAACAACAGAGUCACAAAUAAACACCAACCGUACGCUACGAACAACCGAGUAUUUGCUUGGCACACGUUCCCAAACGUCGAAUUUACGCAUCGAUCUAACACGCGUCAGCAUGACUGUCCAGUUUUAAGCCAUUCAUGUGCCCCAUUGAGUCAAUUCGCUCUAUGAUUUGAGUUGAGACGCGAAGAAAAAACGAUUGAAAAUCGUAAAUAAUUUACCAUGCGGACCUACAGCCGCCCGGUUUGAGGAAAUAUGUUAAUGGGUUAAAACAUUCCUUAUAUAGCUAUCGCAGGCACACGCAAAGCAUAAGCACCUUAUCAUUAUGGUGGUUAUUAUCACAGAAAGAGAUUUAAUUUGACCAUAGAAGGACAUGGCACGCGAUCCUUGUACGUGGUCGGGGCGAUAAGCGAAGAGCGUGGUUUCAAUAUCGGUCAAAAUUGUCUAAGACUGUGGUAGUUCCAAGUAAUGAAGC
This is a messenger RNA of Anopheles coustani, 3082 nucleotides long. RefSeq lists its product as uncharacterized. Bases 1 to 2571 code for a protein of 856 amino acids. The transcript has 3 exons. The record is from RefSeq and is a predicted model, not a curated record. NCBI's taxonomy places the organism in Eukaryota, Metazoa, Arthropoda, Insecta, Diptera, Culicidae.